AGCGUCCUGUGAAUGCAGACCAGCAGGAGCGCACCCUGCUGAAAGGCAUAUUCAGCGUCAGGAAGGGCAAGUCGCAGCUGCACAAGUGGGCAGAGCGGCAGGUCAUCCUCUGCGGCACCUGUCUAAUCGUGGCCUCCGUCAAAGACUGCCUGACUGGGAAGAUGCACAUCCUGCCCCUGGUGGGGGGCAAGGUGGAGGAGGUGAGGCGGAGGCAGCACUGCCUGAUGUUCAGCUCAGCCGGAUCACAGGCCCAGACGUACUUUGUCAACUUUGACACACUCGCAGACUACCAGCGAUGGCAUCGGCAGGCAUCCAAAGUGGUGGCUCAGACGGUCAGCCUGGUGGACCUGUCCUGCUACAGUCUGGAAGCAGUGCCUGAAUAUCUGUUUUACAGUCAGGAUAUCACCCACCUCAACCUAAGACACAACUUCAUGAGCCUUCAGGGGCCUGGAGGCCUGCUCAACCUCCCCAGGUUUUCUCAGCUGAAGAGCCUGAACUUGUCUCACAACCGUCUGGGUGUGUUCCCUGAAUGUGUGUGUGAGAUCCUCACCCUGACUGAACUCAACCUCUCCUGUAACAGUCUCCACACGGUCCCUGUACAGAUAGGCAACCUUCAAAGCUUGCAGAUGCUGUCUUUGGAUGGAAACCGCCUCAGCUCCCUGCCUGAAGAGCUGGGUGGCCUGACGCAGCUGAACGGCCUGGGACUCUCCUUUAACAACUUUGCUCUCAUCCCCGCUGUGCUGGAGAGGUUGAGUGCAGUGGACAAGCUGGCCAUGGCUGGGAACAGAGUGGAGAGUCUGGAGUUGUGUACUCUGGCCAGAAUGAGCCACCUGAAAAACAUCGACCUCCGAUUGAAUGGGCUUCUGCGGGUGAAAAGUGAGAGUCCAGAGGCAGUGAACCAGGUGACCCAGCUGGACUUACGGGACAAUCGCUUGGACUCACUAGACCUGAGCUCCGUUUGCAACCUGGAGACUCUGCACUGCGAGCGCAACCAGCUGGGGACGCUCACACUCAGCGGCUCCACUCUGCGCAUGCUCCAUGCCGGCAGCAACCACCUUACGACUGUCAACAUCUAUCCAGUCCCUAACCUGCUGACACACAUGGACCUAUCACAGAACCUUUUGGAGUACCUUCCAGACUGGGUGUGUGACUGCAGAAAGGUUGAGAUGCUGGACGUCACGCACAACCUGCUGUCGGAUUUGCCUUCUAGACUGCUCAACAGCUUGAGUUUGAGAAAGCUGCUGGCGGGGAACAAUCGUUUGCAGAGAGUGCCUGACCUACUUGACCACAUACCUCUGGAAGCCCUGGACCUCCAGCAUAACAAGCUAGCCGAGCUCCCCGAGAGCCUCUUUUCCAAGGCCUUAAACUUAAAAUACUUAAAUGCUUCAGCCAAUGCCCUGGACAGUAUUCCUCCCAGCAGCCCAUCAGAGGAGAGCCUCAGCACCCUGCAGGAGCUCUACCUGACGCGGAACAACCUGAACGAGAACUGCGGUGCUCUGCUGGUGGGACACCAGAACCUGCGGGUCCUUCACAUCGCCUACAACCAGCUGCUCUCCUUCCCCGCCAGUAAGCUGAGCAAGCUGGAGCUGCUGGAGGAGCUAAAUCUGAGUGGCAACAAGCUGAAGACCAUCCCCUCCACUGUGUCCUGCUGUAAGAGACUGCACACCCUCAUCGCACAUUCCAACCACAUCACCGUCUUCCCAGAGAUCCUCAACCUGCCUGAGAUCAAGCUUGUAGAUGUCAGCUGUAAUGAGCUGACGGAGAUCCAGCUGCCGGACUCGCUGCCUGCCACUCUGCAGGAGCUGGACCUGACAGGAAACAGCAGCCUGAUGCUGGAACACAAGACCCUCAACCUGUUCAGUCACAUCACCACCCUGAAAUUAGACCAGAAAUCCACCACAGCAGCAGCAGACUCGCAGAGUACCUCCACUCCAUGGAACCACGGCUUCUCUGAAAUGAGUGGCCAAAGAAACAAGCUGUGUGUGUCUGUGCUGGCUGUAGACCGCUUUGGAGACGGUGUGGAAGCGUGCUACGGCAUCUUUGACGGAGACCGUAAUGAGGAAGUGCCUCGGCUGCUGCAGUGCACCAUGGGAGAUGUGCUGUGCGAGGAACUGCAGCACUCAAUUAUAGACAAUGUGUAUAUGUGCAACACUUUCAUCACCUCACACAGGAAACUAGGAAUGGCUGGCCAGAAACUGGGUGCCUCUGCGUUGCUGUGUUACAUUCACCACGAGCCUUCAGAUCCAGGGGGCCACUUCAGCCUCACCGUGGCCAAUGUGGGCUCCUGCCAGGCCGUGCUGUGCCGGGACGGCCAGCCUGUUCCUCUCUCUAAGGUUUACAGUCUGGAGAACUGCACGGAGGAGAUGGAGAGAGUCAAACUCAGUAAAGCCAUUAUAACCGAGGAUAACAAAGUGAGUGGAGUGACAUGCUGCUCUCGGCUGCUGGGCUGCUCUUAUCUGUCUCCCUGGGUGGUCCCGAAGCCCUGGGUGCACACUGAGCCUCUCUGUUCCCGGGAUGAGUUCUUGAUCCUGGGGAAUCGAGCGCUGUUUGAACGAGUGUCCUACCAGGAGGCCGUGUGCACGGUACAGGCUGUGCGGGAUCCUCGCGCUGCUGCCAAGAAGCUGUGCUCACUCGCUCAGAGCUAUGGCUGCAAAGACAACAUAGGGGCUGCAGUAAUAUCCCUGCACAUCAGUCAGGACAACUGCACCUGUAAGCCACCCGUUAUGACUGCUGAAGCACGGGGCCCCCCUCCCACCUCUGUGCCUGUGACCGUGACCCCAGGUCCCACUGACCCAGCCGCCAUUUCCUCCAGCACCGGUCUGAUCUCGGAGUUCAACAGUGAGACAUCAGCCUCAGAGGUGGGCAGCGAGGCGGGGUCCACAGCUUCAGACGAGCACCCGCCCCCUGGCCCUGCACCCCGCCCAGAGAGACGCUGCAGCCUGCACCCUGCCACCACCCUGUGUGGGAUCAUGGUGCCAGGCCCCGUCGGGGCGGGAACCCACUUGUUCCAGCGGCAGCCCUCCUGUGCCACGUUCUCUAGCAACCACUCCGACAACGGCUUGGACAGCGAUGACGAAGCUCCAAUGGAGGGGGUCAUUUCUAAUGGCAGCAAGCUGGAGGUGGAGGUAGACAUUCACUGCUGUGCUUUCCAACUACGCUCCAAAGACUUCAACCUUGAAAAGCCGAGCUCUGACUAUCCUAACGGUAAAACGCGCAGACAGAACAGCGUUGUGGUUUCUGCUACAAACGGCUGCCUGCUGGCAGUGUGUGGGAGAGAGAUCGCAGACCUCAAAAAGUCUCCUUCUACCUCCAGCCUGUUUGGGAAGAAGCUGUCCAAUGGCUCUGUGGUGGCCCCUGAGGACAGUCAUAAUCUCAUUGAGGUGGCCCUUGAGGCUCCAAAGAAGAAAUCUGGCUACUUCAAUGCGCCGGCACAGCAGGACCCCGAGGAUCAGCUCAUCGUGCCUCCCAGUCUGGAGCAGGAAGUCAGAGAGCAGCUGAGAGGCCAGAGCCCCCUGGUCUCAGCCCCCACUUUACCCUCCAUACCUCCUUCCUUAAGAGAACCCGUGUGGGAUCAUCCACACCCCCCUGCAUUUACCUCCAACCUGGUCCCAGGUCCAGGCCCAGUCUCCAUCCUACAGCAGGAAGUCUACGAUACCGCCCUCUAGAGG
Molecule: messenger RNA, 3668 nt
Organism: Notothenia coriiceps (black rockcod)
Lineage: Eukaryota; Metazoa; Chordata; Actinopteri; Perciformes; Nototheniidae
Gene: phlpp2
Product: PH domain and leucine rich repeat protein phosphatase 2
Exons: 16
Cellular component (GO): cytoplasm
Molecular function (GO): protein binding
Source: RefSeq, a predicted model, not a curated record